GUGAAUGCGGCAUUCACCCUAAACUUGUUUUACUCUUACGUCAGGAUGUGGACUGCCCAGCCAAGAUGGCUGACAGCAUCCCGUUAAAUCCGGUGCGGAAGAACUCGAGGAGAAUCCCGUAUUACAACUCAUCUAGGCUUUCAAGACUGGACGAGGAGGAUGAGCUAUUAAAGCCCUCAGGGUGAUGAAUGGACAGGAAGUAGGCGCAUAAUCAGAUACUCGAUAGAAGAUGAGCCGUCUAACCUGGAUGAGAUGCCUCUGAUGAUGUCGGAGGAAGGGUUUGAAAAUGAUGAGAGCGACUACCAGACGCUUCCCCGGGCCAGAGUCAAUCAGAGACAGAGGGGCCUCGGCUGGUUCCUCCUCGGAGGGUGGAAGGUCCUCUGUGGCAGCUGCUGUGACUGUUUGGCCCAUAUAUGUCGGAGUAAGAAGGAGCUGAAGGCCAGGACCGUUUGGCUCGGCUGCCCAGAGAAAUGUGAGGAGAAGUACCCUAAAAACUCCAUCAAGAACCAGAAGUACAACCUCUUCACCUUCGUGCCUGGGGUUCUCUACCAACAGUUCAAGUUCUUCCUCAAUCUCUACUUUUUGGUGGUGGCCUGUUCCCAGUUCGUGCCCUCGCUGAAAAUUGGAUAUUUGUACACAUACUGGGCACCUCUGGGUUUUGUGUUGGCUGUUACAGUGGUGCGGGAGGCAGUGGAUGAAGUGCGACGCUGCCAACGGGACAAAGAAAUGAACUCUCAGCUCUACAGCAAGCUCACAGUGAGAGGAAAAAUUCAAGUGAAGAGUUCAGACAUACAAGUUGGAGACCUGAUUAUUGUAGAGAAGAACCAAAGAAUUCCUGCAGAUAUGAUAUUUCUGAGAACAUCGGAGAAAAAUGGUUCAUGUUUCAUCAGAACAGAUCAACUGGAUGGAGAAACAGACUGGAAACUGAAAGUUGCUGUUGCCUGCACUCAACGGCUACCAGCAGUGGGGGACCUCUUCUCCAUCAGUGCCUACGUCUACGCCCAGAAGCCUCAGCUGGACAUCCACAGUUUUGAGGGGAACUUCACACGGGAGGACACAGACCCACAGAUCCAUGAGAGUCUGAGUAUUGAGAACACUCUUUGGGCCAGCACGGUUGUUGCAUCGGGCACGGUGAUAGGGGUGGUGAUCUACACGGGCAAAGAGACCAGGAGCGUACUGAACACCUCCUAUGCCAAGAACAAGGUUGGCCUUCUGGAUCUAGAGCUGAACCGCCUCACCAAGGCCCUGUUUCUGGCCCAGGUGGUUCUGUCUGUCGUCAUGGUAGCGCUGCAAGGGUUUGUGGGUCCCUGGUUCCGCAACCUCUUUCGAUUUGUUGUGCUCUUUUCUUACAUCAUCCCCAUCAGCUUGCGUGUAAAUCUGGACAUGGGAAAGUCGGCCUAUGGCUGGAUGAUCACGAAGGAUGAAAACAUCCCAGGCACAGUUGUGAGAACCAGUACCAUCCCUGAAGAACUGGGCCGGCUGGUCUACCUCCUGACAGACAAGACUGGCACUCUGACACAAAACGAAAUGAUCUUCAAGCGGCUGCACUUGGGAACUGUAUCGUACGGCACCGACACCAUGGAUGAGAUACAGAGCCACAUAGUCCAGUCAUAUGCGCUGGUGACCUCUCAGGCCUCCAGUACCGGUACCAGCGGCCCCGCUUCUUCAUGGAAGACCCAGGCGUCCGGCCCCAAGGUCCGUAAGAGUGUGAGCAGCCGCAUCCACGAGGCCGUGAAGGCCAUCGCCCUGUGCCACAACGUCACACCCGUCUACGAGUCGCACGCCGGCGUCAAUGGAGAGACGGACUCGGCCGAGGCCGACCAGGACUACAGCGACGAUAACCGCACCUACCAGGCCUCCAGCCCGGAUGAGGUGGCGCUGGUUCGGUGGACAGAGAGCGUUGGCCUGACCCUGGUGAACAGAGAUCUGACCUCCCUGCAGCUGAAGACUCCUUCAGGCCAGAUUCUUUCCUUCUACAUCCUGCAGAUCUUCCCCUUCACCUCUGAGAGCAAAAGGAUGGGCAUCAUCGUCAGGGAGGAGUCAACAGGAGAGAUCACUUUCUAUAUGAAGGGGGCUGAUGUUGCCAUGGCGAGCAUUGUCCAGUAUAAUGACUGGUUGGAGGAAGAGUGUGGAAACAUGGCCAGAGAAGGUCUGAGGACGUUGGUGGUGGCCAAGAAGUCUCUGUCUGAGGAGCAGUAUCAAGACUUUGAGAACCGCUACAACCAGGCAAAGCUGAGUAUCCAUGACCGGACCCUGAAGGUUGCAGCAGUAGUGGAGAGCCUGGAGAGGGAGAUGGAGCUCCUGUGUCUGACUGGGGUGGAGGACCAGCUGCAGGCGGACGUCAGACCCACGCUGGAGCUGCUCAGGAAUGCUGGCAUCAAGAUCUGGAUGCUGACGGGGGACAAGCUUGAGACGGCUACAUGCAUCGCCAAAAGCUCUCACCUGGUCUCCAGAAACCAAGACAUUCAUGUUUUCAGACCGGUCUCAAACAGAGGAGAGGCCCAUCUGGAGCUCAACGCCUUCAGAAGGAAACAUGACUGUGCUUUAGUCAUCUCUGGUGACUCCUUAGAGGUGUGUUUGAGGUAUUACGAGCAUGAGUUCGUGGAGCUGGCCUGUCAGUGUCCAGCGGUUGUCUGCUGUCGCUGCUCCCCCACUCAGAAGGCCCAGAUUGUCAAACUCCUGCAGCAGCACACAGCCAACAGAACCUGCGCUAUAGGUGAUGGAGGUAAUGAUGUCAGCAUGAUCCAGGCUGCUGACUGUGGCAUUGGAAUCGAAGGGAAGGAAGGCAAGCAGGCGUCUCUGGCCGCAGACUUCUCCAUCACCCAGUUCAAGCACAUUGGUCGUCUGCUCGUGGUUCACGGCAGGAACAGCUACAAGCGCUCUGCAGCGCUCGGCCAGUUCGUGAUGCACAGAGGCAUGAUCAUCUCCACCAUGCAGGCUGUGUUCUCCUCCAUCUUCUACUUUGCCUCUGUGCCCUUAUACCAGGGGUUCCUCAUGGUUGGGUAUGCAACUAUUUACACCAUGUUUCCAGUCUUCUCCCUGGUUCUGGACCAGGACGUUAAGCCGGAGAUGGCUCUGCUCUAUCCAGAGCUUUAUAAAGACCUCACCAAGGGUCGCUCGCUGUCAUUCAAGACUUUCCUCAUCUGGGUUUUGAUCAGUGUCUAUCAGGGUGGCAUCCUCAUGUACGGCGCCCUGGUGCUGUUCGAGUCGGAGUUCGUGCACGUGGUGGCGAUCUCCUUCACGGCGCUCAUCGUGACCGAGCUGCUGAUGGUGGCUCUGACCAUCCGCACCUGGCACUGGCUCAUGGUGCUGGCCGAGUUCUUCAGCCUGGGCUGCUAUCUGGCCUCGCUGGCCUUCCUCAACGAGUACUUCGGCAUAGGCAGGGUGUCCUUUGGAGCUUUCCUUGACUCGUCCUUCAUCCUGACUUGGCCUUUCCUGUGGAAGGUGUCUGCCAUCACGCUGGUCAGCUGUCUUCCUCUCUACAUAAUCAAAUACCUAAAGCGCAAAUUUUCACCGCCAAGUUACUCCAAACUCUCCUCGUGAGCCAAACGCGGAUUGCUCGGUGCAGUUAUGUGUUUCUUUGAGCUUCAGCACUUUUUUUUUUACUCCAGUUAUGGACAUGUGACCUGUGGAAGUUAAACACUGGAACAAUGGAGAGGGGAGAUAAAACUGAAUAAACAUUCUAUGGAUUUUUUUCACAGACUUGGAUUUACUUGAAAAUAAGAAGCACAUAAUGAAGUGACUGCGCUUAAGGCCAGAAAGGCUUCACGCUGGUUGUUGGAGGUUCAAUCUGCCGCCUUUGGGUUUUAAAGCAUUUGGAAAUAAUCAGCUUCAAGUGUCGUUUUAUACAGUUCUGAUGUGUUGCGCUCACUUUUCAAAUUUUCUAUGUGGUGUUUCAACUUUUUUAGGUGUUUUUUUAUUACAGUUGCUGGCCUGCGUCUUUGAAGGGGUUAAAAGCCUCACUUCCUGUUCUCUUACUGUAAAUAAGGCCUUCACAUGAAGAUUGUGGUCAUUGUAAACCUUAAUGUGUUGAACUCCAAUGUGCUUUAACCAAAAGUCAAAACAUGCGUACCGUGACAUUUAGAGAGAAAAUGCUGAUUCACACAAAGCAUCAUCUGAGUUCAUUUGCAUUCGCUGCUACUUGUUUACAUUUUUACAAACGGUGACAUCAGCAGUUCAUCGUGUGCGGUGAAGCCGUCACUCCAAAGCAGCAUUAUAUACACUGUCUGUGUCUGCCUGGCCUUCAGUCGUCCCGUCAGGACCUGGCAGCUCGCUUUGUGCCUGACUACAAUGUUUGUAAAUGUACCGAAGCCGCAUCUCUGCACCGGAUCCGACACAAUCAAAGAGGGACCUCAGCAGCUGCUUGGCUCCAGUCCUGUUGCUCUGAUGCUCCUCUGUGCAGGAUGCUUGAGUCUCCAGGGCCUCGGUGUGAAUGAGUUCUAUCAUUCGCUCAGCGCGUUGAGCACCAGCGCUGGAACAGGGUGCUGGUCAGCGACGUCUCCGAACUGUAUUUGAGUUGUCCUCAGGUUGGUCGUUGCUUAGCAACCAAGCUGUAAAAUGCAGCCACACUGUCAGAAACACGACAAGCGGUGGAUGUAGGUGUCUGCGGACACGUUGAUGCAAAUUGCAUUUAGAAUUUGAAUCUUUGGUGACGUAUGUUCCUGUAAAAAGCAAUUCCACGUGGUUUCUGUUGAUCUGUGUCUUGUAAACAUUGUCUUUUGUUCUCCACCUAUUUUUCUUUUAUUUAUAGUAUUGUUAUUGACCAAUGAAUCAUAAUUAAAAAAACACACAUGA
Messenger RNA from Betta splendens (Siamese fighting fish), 4794 nucleotides. RefSeq names its product ATPase phospholipid transporting 9B (gene atp9b). Gene Ontology annotation, biological process: endocytosis; phospholipid translocation; retrograde vesicle-mediated transport, Golgi to endoplasmic reticulum. NCBI's taxonomy places the organism in Eukaryota, Metazoa, Chordata, Actinopteri, Anabantiformes, Osphronemidae. The record is from RefSeq and is a predicted model, not a curated record. Bases 253 to 3543 code for a protein of 1096 amino acids. Gene Ontology annotation, molecular function: ATP hydrolysis activity; ATPase-coupled intramembrane lipid carrier activity; ATP binding. The transcript has 31 exons. Gene Ontology annotation, cellular component: trans-Golgi network; endosome; plasma membrane.